AUGGAUGAUGUUAUUCCCGAAAAAUACCAGCAGCCCUGGAGAAGGUGGCUUGAUGAUUUACCAAUCCUGGGUAACUUAAAGAUUCCAAGAUGUGUCAAGCCAAAGGAAUUUGGUACAGUGACUUCCACACAACUGCACAUGUUUUCAGAUGCUAGUAAUGAAGGCUAUGGUGCUGCAGCAUACAUAAGGCUUUCCGAUAGCAGUGGGAGGAUUUCUACUGCUCUGCUGAUGGGAAAGUCUAGAGUGUGUCCUGUAAAGGCAACAACCAUACCCCGACUGGAAUUGACUGCUGCAGUGGUGUCCAUAAAUCUAGCACAACACAUUUUGAAAGAGCUGCAGAUUACAGUGGACCAGACAUUCUAUCACACAGAUUCUACAACAGUUCUUCACUAUAUUUUUAGUGACAGAAAGAGGUUUCCUAUAUUUGUUGCAAAUAGAGUGAAAAUAAUUAAGGAUUUCUCUGAAAAUACACAGUGGAGAUAUGUUCAGAGUAAAGAGAAUCCUGCUGAUAUUGCAUCAAGAGGUUUCACAAGUCAGCAAAUGCUGAACAGUCACGGUUUGGUUUGA
This is a messenger RNA of Macrobrachium nipponense, 567 nucleotides long. RefSeq lists its product as uncharacterized. The record is from RefSeq and is a predicted model, not a curated record. Lineage: Eukaryota; Metazoa; Arthropoda; Malacostraca; Decapoda; Palaemonidae. The transcript has a single exon. The coding region runs from base 1 to 567 and encodes 188 amino acids.